GCUGAUAAGUUGGCUCGGGAGCAUGGAAUCCGAUUUUUUGAGACAAGUGCUAAAUCCAGUAUGAAUGUAGAUGAGGCUUUCUGUUCCCUGGCAUGGGACAUCUUACUCAAGUCAGGAGGCCGGAGAUUGAAAAACAACAACAAACCCCCCAGCACUGACCUGAAAACUUGUGACAAGAAGAAUACCAACAAGUGCUCCUUGGGUUGA
Rangifer tarandus platyrhynchus (Svalbard reindeer) is the source of this 207-nucleotide messenger RNA. Lineage: Eukaryota; Metazoa; Chordata; Mammalia; Artiodactyla; Cervidae. The record is from the annotation of a GenBank genome assembly.